GUAGUCAGUCACCAAUCAGCGAGCGAGGUAGCGACGAGGAGAGACGCAGUGGGCGCGGCGUGGUUUGUUACCCCUUAUCACUUCACGACCUCACUCUCCCUGCAGCAGCGCCUGUUUCCAGCGUCCUCAGCCUGGCCUUGUUUUAAGUUGGUCAUCAGCUACAGACUGGUCAAUAUAUGUGAUAAAGAUUUCAAAAUGAGAGCAAUGAUGGCUGUGCAGUCUGGGAGGGCUGCUGGUGCCUCACAUCCCAGCAGGAGAGCAAACUAUCAAGAAGCAGCAGAUCGGUCCAAGAAGGCUUUGGUGCACUUGUGGCGUGGACAGCUUCGUGUGGGGUCUGUUGAUGUGGGUGCUGCCACCCUGUGGUCUGAGUAUAUGACCUGCAUCCCUGCACUUGGUCAGAUAUUGAAGAUGACCCGUGUAGCAAAAUAUGAGGAUUUAUGGCACAAAGUAUUGCAAAGCCGACCAUGCCGGCUGUCAAAAAGACGUCCUGUCACCAUCCGGGGAAGGAUCAUCACGGUACACACGCUGUCUGUACACGGCACAUUGGUAGAGCAACUUGUGGCUGAGCUCAGAGAGGCUGCCAAGCCUCUCAUCUUGACGUGCCAAUUACUGAAUGACAAGAAUUACGUGGAAGUGGUGUUGGUGCCUCCCUGCCCUGAGCUGGAGCAGUGUGGUCUGUAUGGCAGCUGGGAACAGUUGCACAUCCUGCUUGUGGGCCGAAGGUCCAACACUCGCAUCGCCAACCUCCACAAGCUGUUACGUGUGGUAGACUUGUCCCAGAUCAGUGAUCUCUGCACUCAAUCCAAGACUGCAGAGGACAAAGGCCUGGAGGACAGUUUGCAUCAUUGUGAGGGGAGUGAUGUACCUGAAGUUAAAGGAAGCACCAGUGAAGUUUCCUCAUGUCUCUGUGAUAUCAUAAACUUGACUGCCAGCACAGAUGAGUUGGCUGAGAAAAGAGAAUGUUUGGAUGUCCAUGGGGCUGACCCUUGUUUGUGUGAUGAAGCUGAAGUAUCUGAUAACAAGCAUUUUGGUGCAAAUACUAGUAAAGUUGCAUUAGUAAAUAGUGAUGCAGAUCAAAGUAUUUCAACCAGGAUCAAGAAGCCUGUGAACCAAACUGAGGACAUGAGAAGUGAGUCCAGGGAAGAAAGUAUUGAGAUGGUAGCAAAGACUGAAGCCCAGAAGACAUGUGGGUCACUAGAAAAAAUGCCUUGGAUGGACCAGCCAGCACAUCAGACUGAGAUGAGACACUCGGAAAAUAACAAUACUGAAAGAGGAGUGGAACACAGCACAGAGGAUGAUGGAGUGGAGGAAUUUGAAAGUCAUUCUGAGAAAGACAAAGAAAUCAGGGAAAAUGAAAAAGCAGCAGACAUUCCUGAAGACAACUUUAAGACACAAAGCACUGAGAAUACUAAGGAUAGAAAAUUGGGAGCAUCCAAGGACACCAAAAAAUCAAGGAAGUGGAAGCUGAGCAGAUUCAUCAAAACCCAAAAGCUGGUGCGAGAUGGACAAGACCUUUGUGGAAAAAGAAAAUGCAGCAAGCAUUUAAGGACCCAGAAGACAAUGAAAGUUACACAAGAUCGUCAGGAGAAAGAACAAGACAGAGACCAUUCAAAAAUCUGGCCAACAAUGAAAACCACACAAGACCUUCAUGAAAAGGAAGAACACAGAGAGCAUUUAAAAAUACAUAAGACAGUGGGAAAUACACAAGAUCUUUGGGAGGGAGGGCAAUACAAAGAACAUUUAAAGCUCCUUAAGGUGAGGGAAAACAUGCAGGACCUUAAGGGAAAAGAACAAUAUGGAGAUAAUUCAUUCAAGAGAUCUGAGCUUUCAAAAUCACACUUAGUAAAUUCUACAGACCUCCACAACAAUUUACAUAAUGAUGAGAAACUGAGAAAAACAGCUUGUGUAGUUAUUCAAAGACAGUCAUUAGAGAAGAUGGUGCAUGAGGCAAAGGAGAAAUUAGGAAUGCAUAUCAAAGCUCCAAAAGUGCUGCAGGUGAAAAGAAAUGGUAUGUUGGAUACCAAAAAGCUCAGGGAUCUAUUUUCUCUUAGUGACUCUAAUAAACCUGAUCUGAUAAAGCCUAGCAUGUUGAGGAGUAACAGGGAGUAUGUUAUUGUCAACCCCUUGUCUGUGGAGGAAGGUGGCCACUGUGAACCAAAGACGAGUAGCACGCCAGACAUCCUCAAGUGCUUGGAAAAGAAGAAUGAGGAAAAAAGAAACCAAAUUGAUGCCAAAAAAGCAAGCGACUGUCAUGCCACUUCUGAUCUGGUGAAAGAGACCCCUGAAAAUAACAUGUCAAAUUCCAUGAUUAAGAGACAAAAGACUGCUGUUGGAGAGAACUGUUCUUUAUCAGUAGAAAAGGAAAAAAAGAGAGGCAAUAUUGUAAGUAAAAAGAACUUGAGAGAAUGUGUGGAAAAUUCUCCCUGCUGCAGCUUGGGGAACACAAAUGAAUCACAUUUACCAGACCAGAAAAAGGAGCAGCAUCUGCCAGCUACAGAUUUAGACAAUUAUCCCGGCUCUGAACAGGCCCAGGAAGUGAAGGACCGAGGUCUUUGCACCGCUGCCAAACAGACAUCUGAAUUGAAUAGAAAUGUCUCUCUAAUUUCUGAUAAUAGACAGGCAUCAGGACUUGAGAAAGACAGGGUUCUUUUCCCUCAUCCAAAACAUAGAUGGAAGUUGGCAUAUAGACAGAUGUUAAAUUCAAGUGGUGGAGACCUUUCACACACAGUUGUUCAAAAUACCAAGUUUCAGCAUCAGUAUGAGAAACACUGCUCUGGCAGUGGAGCAAAAUCCAGUAAGAAGAGGAAGCUUAAUUGUGAAUGGAUUAAAGCAAUGGAAAAUUUCCAUCCCAGAAAAAGAUGCCAUUGGAUAGACUUGCCAAGUACCAAAGAUGAUUCUAGCAAUCAGAUGAGGGAAGCAUCUGCUACCAUGGCCAGCAGCAGCCUGGUGGCCCCAGGAGCUGGUGACAUUUCAGCAGGAAAGCCAGGAAGUGAGGAAAGCAGCUCUAGAUCAGAAACUGUUCAUACUGAUGAGGACAUUGAAGUCUCAAGCAGCAGUAGAGGACAGGGCAGGAGCAAACACCAGCAACAAGUCAAUGAAGAGGAUAUGAAUUGUCUGCAGCAUUCAGAAUCCUCCCAUCAAGAACCUCAUGAAGUUUUGCUCCAAUCACAGAGAGAGGCAGGAGAGAGGUGCCCCAGUGGCCAGUGCAGCACAAGCCAGGACUGUCAAUACAGUUCUCCUUCCUGCCAAGGCCCAGGACAGCCACAGCUUCCAGAGCCUCAAACAGACCUAACAGGUGACUGCAUGCCACUCCCUUUCUCAGUUGAGGGAGUGGCAUAUGAAGCAGAGUUCUCUCUAGAGCAGAAAUUACCUGAUGGAGCUGAGAAACUCCCAGACAUCCUGUGUGGCAAAGGAGACAAGGCAGAGCUAUGUGAAGGUCAAGUUCAUAAAGAUCCUGUUAAUUUGCAUCAAGAGGGUAAUACUUGGAUGAAGGAAUGUAAUAAAACAAAAGAGAGCCAGGAGCAUAAUACAGAUUGUGACUCAACCUCAGUACAUUGUGCCUUUAAUGAAGCCCCUCCCAAGAUGAAUAGUCCCUAUGAUGAGCAGUGUGCUCCCCAGUCCAAGCAGGACUCAGCAGGAGACAGUGUCCUAUCAGUAGUUGUCACCAAUGUGACGCCACCACUAGGAGAUGACUCCCGAAGUUAUGAGAAGUGUGUGUACAGCAGUAAAAAUCUUUCCCCAGAGUUCAUCUUGACGGGAAGGAGUCAAGCCCUAGAGACUGAUUUGCCAUGCCCCAAAGCCUUGGCAAGAAGAAUUAAAAGUAACUUAAAGAACUGCAUGUUAAGACUACAUUCAUCUUUUAAGGAUGAUCUGAGUAUGAAGCACGAGUGCUUACCUGUUAUGCAAGCAUCAAUGAAUACCUUCUUCAUAGUGACACAGAAAGCUGCCCAGCAACCUGACCACAGUAGCACUCAAAAGUCUCUGUCUUCAGAGAGGAAAUCCCCAGGUAUUAAAAAAGUUUUGUUUGAAAGAAUUCUCAAGAAAAUGAAGCUCCAGCUUCUUAAGGAUGCCAAUGUGACAAAUAACAUGGACCAGUGCCACUUGUCCAAUGGCCUCAAGAAGCUAUCCUCCUUUAUCGAGGGCCAGGGGGCUUCAGCAUUGCAGGUUAAAGACAUGCUAGACACCCAACACACAACAAUGAUGAAAGAUUUAGGAGAAAGUCAUCACCUCUCACCGCAUCUUGCAAAAUCUUUAAUUGCACAAGUGGCCGAGUUAAAUCAUCCUUACAAGAUCAACAGUGUUCAGUCUUUGUAUGUCACCACUUGCAGGACGCAAGUUGAUUCGGGUUUAUGCCGUGGCAAGAUUGUACAGAAUCCGCAAGAGCAAGAAAUGGCAACCAGUUCUGACCUUACUGCUUGCUCCUUUCCAUCUGAGACUGGACAGUAUUGUCUGCCUGCUCCUCUGAAGAAAUGUCUGCCUCAGGAGACACCUCUCCCAUCACCUGCUUCUGACAGUAUCCGUGCACAGCCUGUCCACCUCAAGACUCCAGGAGGCAUUGGAAGGGCUGUGUUUGUGCCCAAUGAGCUAUACCAGCCCCUGUGGAAGAACAUGCCUUUUCAGGCACCACUGAUUUGGAAAGAAGACUCAAAGUAUAUCCAUCUCUUUCAGGGAAAACAGCAGGAUGUCAUAAAGCUGAAGUGUUUGCUGGUUGCCCGCAAGAAGUCUUACGGCAUCCUCAAGGAGGUUGAGUUCUUUGGAGGCCAUGUGUUGGCCCAUCACUCUGUGCUAGACCAGCUGCUUGCCUCCCCUGACUUGCCUCAGCUGUGUGCUUCCUCCAGUGUAAGCUUUGGUGUGUAUGGCUCACUGGCCCAGGUGAUGGAGGGCAAGGUGGCAGUGGUGCUGGGUGGGAAGUGUCUGUUGCUGGUGCAUCACACAGCCCUCCUGGACCCCAACACAGGUGCUGUGCUGCAAGCAGUGAGCAGCAGUGGUCUCCAUCUGGCACUGGUUCCAGCCCACACCUUGUACAUGUGUGCUUACUUACUAGGUCAACAGUUGAGGACAGCUGCAGAUGAAAAAUUGAAAGAGACUUUGACACAAAAUCUCAGAUAUUUCAAGAAGUGUGUUGAGGUGGGCACAGGGCACAUACUGGGUGGCAGCAGGGGCAGUGCCUGUGCCGUCCUGUCACCACAGUCUCCCAUCACAGAGUACCUGGCAUGCCUCAGGACCGUUCACCGCUGCCUUGACUUUGCGCAUCGCCACACUGCAGUUGUUAUAGGGGAAGGAGUGAAGAAGACGGCAAGUUGCCACCAGCCGUCAAUAUAUAAGCUGUGUGCUGCAAGGGAGGUGCUGCAGGUCUUACUGAAGGUCACUUCAUGAAAAGAACAUAAAAUAUUUCACCUAAAUGUGACUCAAAUACCAUCCAGUGUAUUGCAGGUGCUGCUCAGUUAUCCAGUAUAUGUAUGCCUAGUGUUGUUAAUUAAUGGAUUUGCUAAGUAAUGUAAGAUAGAGUAGUUGGUGACCCACAUGUGUCGGAUUUAGUAGUUUUAUUAUUUUGUCCUCUCAGUAAUGGUUGUGUACAGCUAAAGGGUAAGCUGGUGUAUACUAUUUUCUUUUUUAAUCCAUUAAGACACUUAGAAUCUUCAUAGAAUUAGAUGAAAUGUAGAAUCUAGGUGGAAAUUUUUAGGUGUUUUUAUACUAAACAUUUUAGUAGUGUUAGUGUUUCUUCUCUUAUUGGCUUCAGCAUUUCUCAUUUUAAAGAAUUAAGUAAAUAAUUAAAACAUUAUCUUCAAAUGGAUACACAGACAAAUGUAUCAGAUGUGAGGUGAUCAUAUUUGAGCAACAAAUAUUUAUUUAGCAUAGAAAGCAAAUGCUUGUAGUUCUAAUGGCUGUUUUCACAUGAGCCAUAAGCAAUUCUCUCCAUAGCAAGUUUGUGUGUCAGGCAAAUUAGUCUUCGGUGGGUGAAGAGUGUUGCUGGUGGUCCAGUGAACAGCCGUGUGUAGACCAGAAUUGUGUGUGCUGGUAGUCCCAGGUGUUGCAUCUGAGCUGCUCAACAGACCUGACACUAUUAGCUGGCAAGCUGUCGUAUCAUUACAUAAUAACUAGCAUGGCUUGUCAGCUUCUGAGUGAACAGUGGUGGAGUAGGUGCCAGUUUCACACUGGAUGGAUUUUUUACUUGUUGAAUAUACCACAUGCUUACCCAUUGUGAUUCUUGAUGUGCUGGCUGUUGAAGGGAAGCUGAACCCAUCAUUCUUCCCCUCAACAGACAGCAGCCAAGGUAGAGCAGCUGGCCAGGGUGUCCUAUUGUCCUUAGUGUGGGUUACCUUGGCAUACUAAAGGCACUGAUGGGAGGACCUCCUGUACCACCUGCAUGCAACCCAUUUCAUGACUAACAUUUAUACAAGUUUGUGGUGUAUCCAGCAAGUGAGACUGAAAGCGGGGUAGUGUUAGAUCAUGAAAAUGAUAGGUACAUUGUUAAGGUAGUUUUAGAUUGUGGGGUAAAUAUUAAGGUAAUGUUGGUAUGUAGAAUUCUUUUGUGUGGCUGGCCUCAGAUCUGAUAUUUUCAGUUGGAUACUACAUAAUCACCUCACGUGUUGUACCAGGAUAAUUUAGUGACUGUUUAAUAAUCUGACAAAGCCAAGAUGUCAUGUGGUAGAACUUGCAUUGGAUUGCUCAGAGAUUGAUAAUGUAACUGAUCAUUGUCCUGAAGUUGCUUAUACUCUGCUGAUUGAUUCCUGUCGUUUGGAAUGUAUUGCCAUGGUGUAGAGAUAACAUCUCUUUGCUGUCUGUCCAAAUGAAUUAAAAGAUGAGACCACUGUUUGAGGUUAUCUGUCUUUGAAAGUGUAGUAUUAUCUUGGCACUGUCCACCUGUACAUUGAUGGACACAACUGUGGAGUGUUGGUUCCCCUCUUAGCACUACAAUAAUAUUUUUAUUCCACAGGAGUGAUGUAUACUAACAAUGUGGUAAUGUUUACAUUUGCCACUUCUGAAGUAUAGUAUUUGUAUUUUUUACAUUUUAGAGCCAUUUCUUCAAUUAAAAGGUUAUUUGUCACAGGCAAAAUACCCUUAGUAGGUUUUAGUUGUAUGAUUUUUCUGCCACAGGCAUGUAACUCUUUUUAAUUGGUGGAAAUGAAGUGUGGAGUUGCAUACAAUGUAAGUUAUCAUAAAUAAUACUUACUGUAAAGUGGAUGGAUUUAUUUAUGUUAUGUAAAUGGUUACUAGAACAAAGUGAGUCAUCAUAGCCUUCAUUUGUAGGUGUGUAUAAUGACAACUGUUUUGUGUUGCAAGUUUACAUCUGGUUUGAUUUCAGGCCUUUUUAUGUUUGCUACCAAUUGGCUUUGUUGAAAACCUUUUCAAAAGUUUAAUGAAAACAUUUUCAAAAGUUCAACAAUCUUUAAAUACUUUGUAUUGUUGAACUUUCAUUUGUAUUAUGUUGAACAGUCAUUUGUAUUGUAUCUUAAUAAUAUGUUUUCCAAUAA
Messenger RNA from Scylla paramamosain (green mud crab), 7475 nucleotides. RefSeq lists its product as uncharacterized. The transcript has 12 exons. The record is from RefSeq and is a predicted model, not a curated record. Bases 196 to 5376 code for a protein of 1726 amino acids. Lineage: Eukaryota; Metazoa; Arthropoda; Malacostraca; Decapoda; Portunidae.